GCGCUGCAUCAGCUCUUUAUAUAGCUGUAACUUAGUAUUCAAGAGUCUGACUCACUUGAUCUGUGAAAAUCAGCAAGUUUGUGCGACUUUUGAGGUGUUAAGAAGACGCGUUUCCAGCAGGAAGCUGUGGCCUCUAUAUGAUAUAAACACUGACGAUACAGCCCCUCAACCAGCCAGUGAGACAGUAAGCAGCCAAGCAGCAUGGCAAUAACAACUCUCUGUGCUGUCGUUGCCGCUCUGAGAGUCCUUCCCAACAGAUCCCAGUUCUUUCAGUACGAGUCUGUCUCUCUGAGCUGUGGGAAACAGGGAAUCUCUUCUGAGUGGAGCGUUAAGAGGAACACAUCCAAAGACACAAAUGAAGAGUGUCUCAAAUUCUGGGGAAGAAAAAAUUAUUUCCACUGCUUCACAGCUGACCUUUACCCUACAGACACUGGAGUGUACUGGUGUGAGUUUGCAGCAGGAGAGCGCAGUGAAGCCGUCAGCAUCACAGUGACCAGUGGCACUGUGAUCCUGGACAGUCCUGUCCUUCCUGUGAUGGAGGGAGACGAUGUGACUCUGAGCUGCAGAAACAAGAACACCUCCAACCUCAUAGCUGAUUUCUAUAAAGAUGGGCGUCUCAUCAGGAGCAGCUCUACAGGAAACAUGACCAUCCACUCUGUCUCUAAAUCUGAUGAAGGACUCUACAAGUGCAACAUCUCUGGAACUGGAUCACCAGACAGCUGGCUGACUGUCAGAGGACAUCCUGAGCCGCCUAAAUUCUCUCUCGAACACAUUCUACUUCCUGUGGUGGUGGUGAGCCUCUUAUUGAUCUCAGUGAUGCUGCUCUGCCUCUGGAGAAGCCACAAAGGUAAAACUGACCCUGAUGUCUCCUACACUGAUGUGAUUGUCACACAGGAAGAGCAGCCAAACAGAAUCAGAGAUAGAAAAGCUGCACUGACCUUCUACACUAAAGUGAAAGCAGGAAACCACUGACAGGAAACUGCAGCACCAGUACUGUAAAAAAAGUGAAGAAAGUUUGUCAUGUGCUUUUAUUGGAAACAGAAAUUCUCAGUUUCAUUGUGUAAAUAUCCAGAAACGGAGAUUAUCUGUUUUUGGAGUCGCCCCAACUAACUCGUGACGAGACACUGAGUUUCUUUACAGAUAUUUAAAUAAUGAUGUUUGAAUCCAGCAGAUGACUGUAAGUCUAAUAUUCAGCUCCUGAGAAAAAUGUCUGUCUGGUGCUGGACAGGUGGUGCAGUUCGGAUCUAGAAAACAAACAAUGAUCCAGAGUAGACGUAAACUGUCCACACAGCUGACGUUGUCUGUGGAGACCAACCCGUUCUCACAAACCAAACAAAUAAAAACACUCAUUGUUGACUUUUUGGUUGAAAGUCCAGUUUUCAUCCACGCCAAACACCUCCUUACUCAGACUUUAUUGUUACAAAUUAUAGACCGCUACGGGGCUCUAUGGUGCGUUACAGAGAUCUUGAUUAUAUGUGACGACUUGGGAGUGAGAACGGGUUGUAUUAUUUCGUCACUCUGAGUAACACCUUCUCAGGAUCAGUCGUCAUUUGAUAUAUUUAUAGAAACAUAAUUAAGGUGCAGCUUUAAAUCAAAUGGCUUUCGAUGAUUAAUAAUCAUUGGGUGUAGGAAAUUCCUUCGCUUGACAUCAGAAAUAUUUCUGAACACAAAGUAUGAAAUGUGUUUUGGAAAUCUGUCUUUAAUAAAG
Micropterus salmoides (largemouth bass) is the source of this 1708-nucleotide messenger RNA. RefSeq lists its product as uncharacterized. Gene Ontology annotation, biological process: cell surface receptor signaling pathway. The record is from RefSeq and is a predicted model, not a curated record. Gene Ontology annotation, molecular function: transmembrane signaling receptor activity. Lineage: Eukaryota; Metazoa; Chordata; Actinopteri; Centrarchiformes; Centrarchidae. The coding region runs from base 202 to 972 and encodes 256 amino acids. The transcript has 6 exons.